CGCGCUACCCUCUCCGCGGCCCGCCCCCGCCGCGUCAACGCCUUGCGCGACCCGCCGGCACUCCGUCGCCACCCGGUCGCACUAGACGUCGUCGGCCCCGCCUCGGCCUCCGGUCCAACCGGUGCACCGCCAUGGACAGGAGGUACACCAGGGUGCCCGUCGGCGCCGGGGUGCUGCACUGCCCCCGAGCCACAUACAGCCCCGAGACCCACCAGCUCCUCAGAGUGCUCAUGGCCGAGAGCCGCCUGACCAUGCUGCAGCGCAAGCAGCUGGGCGACUCCCUGCGCCAGGGCCGGUCGCUCCCCGCCCAGCCACCGACCGCCCACACGCCGUCUUCGUUGCCCCGCGCCCCCGUCGACGGCCCGCCCUCCUUCCGCCUCGGGUGCAGGCGCCUCCAGGACACCAUCGUCGGCUCCGGCGCCUACGAGAGGGAGCGCUUCGUACCGGCGCACCCCAGGAUUGACAAAGAAAAGGAGAAACGCUCGUUUCAAGACAAAAUGUCCUUUGGUAAAGAGAUGCCACCUUCUCCUCGUAAAAAAAGAGUAAACUGCCGAAAGUUAUCAAGUCCAGCACCCGAGCCUGACGUUGACCGUUUUGAUGAGCUUGUUCAUGAAGUUAAUGAACGUGUGCAGUUUCUGAAAGACAUGGAAGCAUUAGGACAGGGUCACAAAUACUACCCAAUAAUACGUCAGGAGAUUGCUGCCAAAGUACGAGAGAUGGAGAGGAUAGAUAAAGAAAGAUGCCAGGAGCUCGAGAAGAACUGAAGCCAAUAAGACUGAGACGAAAUGUAAGUAGAAUUAAUUUAAUGUAAAUUGUCAUCAUUUGUAUUAAUUUUACAAAUGUAAUAACAAAAUGUUCUUCGAAAAAAA
Messenger RNA from Frankliniella occidentalis (western flower thrips), 869 nucleotides. Its product is annotated as UPF0193 protein EVG1. The transcript has 4 exons. The record is from RefSeq and is a predicted model, not a curated record. Bases 132 to 764 code for a protein of 210 amino acids. NCBI's taxonomy places the organism in Eukaryota, Metazoa, Arthropoda, Insecta, Thysanoptera, Thripidae.